AUGACUACAACAUCCCCUGAAAUACCCUCUCAUCAUGUCGAUGAAACGGGAGUGAACAAGUCCAUUACGAUACAUGGAUGGAAAAUUACGACCACUUCUACUUCAAUCUCCAAUGCUUCCGAGCUUGAUUCUUUGCAGAGAGAACUCGAUCUGACACUGCCAGAGAUGACCUUUGGCCAUAAUUCUGUCGUUCUGAGCCACGAGGCGUCUGGAUGGACCUACACAUUUGACACCAAAGGAGCCCUGAAGCAGGUGUGCAAUAAGGAACUGGGACCAGGCGAUGGAGGAGUGAAAGUAGGACAUGCGGAGGCUUGGGCAAGCACAAGGACUGUGCCCAAUUCACUCACUCCUGUUUCUGAGAUGACUGUCGCGAAACCGUAUGACUGGACGUACACUACAAUGUAUGCUGGGCAUGCUUCCACAUCCACACCCCAAUGGCUACCGGCUGAUCCUGAAGAUUCGUCACAGUCAAUACCAAUGGCCACCUUGACAAAGCCGGACCCGAUCCUGUAUUAUGCAGCCACGCAGCUGUUCGAAGACGAGCUACACGACAACGGAGCUUCCAUGUACAUCAUUCGAGUUCGUGUAAUGCCGACAUGCUUCUUUCUUCUUGGCCGCUUUUCGCUUCGAGUCGAUCACGUGUUAUUUCGGCAGCACGAUACCCGGCUCUUUCAUGAUUUCUCCUCCAACAUGCUGAUUCGAGAAACGGCCGGAUGGGAGGCUCCAUAUGAAACCAUACGUGCGCGCCUGCCGAACCCAGAUGACCGCACGAGGUUGACGGACACCCAAUGGGUGGCCAGCAUUUUCAAUGAACUGCCCACGAGAAUCACCCAGAACAAGCGCUCGGGUGGAGGAACGGGAUGGCGAGGAUUGACACGGAGAGUUGAGACCAUACUGUUGGGUCGGGAUACCCAAGAGAUGUAG
Molecule: messenger RNA, 924 nt
Organism: Dacryopinax primogenitus
Lineage: Eukaryota; Fungi; Basidiomycota; Dacrymycetes; Dacrymycetales; Dacrymycetaceae
Product: type 2A phosphatase activator TIP41
Exons: 5
Coding region: 1-924 (307 amino acids)
Biological process (GO): TOR signaling
Cellular component (GO): cytosol
Source: RefSeq, a predicted model, not a curated record